UCGUGAACUGUGAUUCUUUGUGCCGCUCGUCGAAGGAGGUGGGACAGUGAUCUCUGCGACGAGACGGAAUAAGAUAGACAGGCAGGAAAAAUGAAGCUCGACCUGGACCGGGAGAAGGGCCUCGAGCUCUUCGGCAAGCUGAUACGUACAAAGAACAUCGAAAGUCUGCAGGGUGAUCAGCCCAAAACCGGUCCCGAGCCACUUCAUCCAGCCGACUCCAAGCAGAAAUUACAGAAGUGCCUGACGACUCUGGACCUGACGUCUUUAGGAGUUGGCUCCUGCGUCGGGACAGGGAUGUACCUUGUCGCAGGAAUGGUGGCGCGCAGCGUUGCCGGACCUGGUGUCGUCUUCUCAUUCAUUAUCGCAGCCAUUGCUUCCAUUUUUUCCGGGGCGUGUUACGCCGAGUUUGGAGUACGAGUGCCUCAUACGACCGGCAGCGCUUAUAUGUACAGUUACGUGACAGUAGGCGAAUUAAUAGCAUUCAUUAUUGGAUGGAACAUGGUGCUGGAGUACCUUAUAGGUACGAGUGCGUGUGCGUGCGCCCUUAGCGCCUGCCUGGAUGCGUUGGCGAACGGUGCUAUUUCCGGGGCGAUAGCCAACAGCGUUGGCACCAUACUCGGACGGCCGCCAGAUUUUCUCGCGUUCGUCAUCACGAUACUUAUGAUGCUGCUAAUGGCGGCAGGAGUAAAGAAGUCGCUGGUGUUCAACAAUGUGCUGAAUGCCAUCAAUCUCGCCGUUUGGGUCUUCGUUAUGGCGGCGGGCAUGUUUUAUGUGGAUUCCAACAAUUGGUCCGAGCAUAACGGUGCCCUCCCCUAUGGCUGGAGCGGGGUUUUCACCGGCGCGGCGACGUGUUUCUACGCCUUCAUUGGCUUCGACAUAAUAGCCACCACCGGCGAGGAGGCGACAAAUCCGAAGAGGAGUAUUCCCCUCGCCAUAGUCUCGUCGUUGAUCAUAAUUCUCGUCGCUUACGUCACUAGCAGCAUGGUCUUGACACUGAUUGUUCCAUAUGAUCAGGUUGAUCAGGAUUCGGCGUUGGUGGAAAUGUUCGGCCAAGUCGGAGCCUAUAAGUGCAAGUACAUCGUCGCAGUCGGUGCGCUGGCAGGCCUGACGGUCUCCAUGUUCGGCAGUAUGUUUCCGAUGCCUAGAAUAGUCUACGCGAUGGCUCAGGAUGGCCUUAUAUUUCGGAGCCUCAGCCAAGUUUGGCCAGCGACUGGCACUCCUGCAAUUGCGACUUUAACUUCCGGCAUAUGUGCAGCUUUCGCUGCGCUGUUGAUCCAGCUGGAAGUAUUGGUGGAAAUGAUGUCGAUCGGUACCCUACUGGCGUACACUCUGGUGUCCACAUGCGUGCUGAUAUUGCGAUAUCAACCGCAUUCGACAAAUUUGAUCGAGUUGCUGCCGCAGAGCUUGCGGACGCCUUGUCGAUCGCCCACGAAGGAAACGCAGGGGAACGGCCAAGUGACUUACGGCAAAGAGCUUAGGCCCGAUCAGCUUACAACCGCAUUGAACUCGGUACAGACGUCCCAGUCGGAGCUUACGACUACCAAUAAUGGGCAACGUAUCACGGUGCGGCGGGUGAGGAGGUGCAACAGCUCGUCACCAGAUUCGGAUGACACGUACGGCGGUGAGGAGGACGAGGUGGGAUUGGGUAAGGACGAUCAGUAUCUCGUCAGCGACAGAACGGAGAAUAAAUUCUACGGCAGCGUGCAUGCGGCUGCGGCUGCCUCGAGUUGCGGUAGCGCUCAUCAGUAUCCCGGAAACACGCCAAUCAUAGGGCCACCGUUGAAUUAUCUGCAGCGUCGACUGCAGGCGGCACAGUACCUUUGUCCUGCUAUAUUCCCGUGGGUGGACAGAGGUCCUGCGACAGAGGCGUCAGGACGUUAUGUUAUGAAGCUCGUUGGGAUCUUAUACGUCUUGAUCCUUAUUUUUGAUUUGAUUAUCGUCUGUGGAAUGGGUAACAUGGGAACAUUUACAACGAUAUUACUAUUCUUAUUUCUCUUUGCCAUAAUUGGUAUACUUCUUGUCAUCAGUAGAAAGCCGCAAAAUAGGAGCAGCGUAAUGUUCAUGACUCCAGGCUUACCUUUUGUCCCCGCAAUCGCCGUUACUGUUAACAUUUAUCUCAUCUUCAAGCUCAGCAUCCUCACCUUGGUCAGAUUCACAGUUUGGAUGAUUCUCGGUUUCAUCAUGUACUUCCAGUACGGAAUCAAGAAUAGUAGUCUGGAAGAGGCGAACGCGUCGGAGAACGUUGAUGACGUCGUCGUUGGCGGUACGGCCGGCAACAUCGAGUUGACCGUGACCGAGCACCAUCAGCGGCAACAGCAGAAGCAGUAUUCGCCAGACCACAGCAUUUACGAGAGCCAACAGCUGGACGCGUUUGGCCAGCCGGUAUUUGGCAGUACGAAUUUCGGCGGCACGCCGAACCAGCAGCAGCAUAUCGGCAUCGGCGGCCAUCAACAGAGGCAAACGGGGGCGGUGGGAAGCGGCCGCCGCAUCGAUCAAACCGCGUCAACGAAGACGGGCAAGAACCUGUUCAUCGAUCAGGAUAGCUUCCCCACCUGGGACGAUUGAAGAACACCGCGCGCGGUAUCGAGAACGGAUAUUAAUGUAUACUUAACACACGAAUAGAAAUGGAAAGAGAGAUAUUAUUACUACUAUAUACAUCUGAUAACAUGUUUGCGCGCGCGCGUGCGACUGAUAUCAGGCGAAUACCGGUGAAAUUAGACUCCUCGGAGAUUGCGGCAGUUUUGAGCUCAAACUUGGAGGGUUGCACGAAGUUCUUUCAACACGCUGUGUUAAUGAGCUGUUAAUAAUUAUCGAGAGUUCAAUGCUCAAAAAGAUUUUAAGACGUAUUUAAUAGAUUUUUCGAGUUUAUCCAAAUUAAAUUUGUAAAAAGAAAAACAAAAAAUAAGUUAAAUUAUGAUUGAAAUUAAUUUUUUAGACUUUUUUUUAGACUUCCUUGUAAUUUUGCUUCAAAAUUUGUAUCAGAAUUAAUGUUCUUUUGUAAUUGCACACAUUGACAUUUUUUUUUUGGAGCUGAGCUUUUUAUUCUUUUACAUUUCUAAGUUUUAAUUUUACAAAAGAAUUUUACACGCGAAUGCGUUGGGACAGUUAUAAGGUGUCUAUAAGAAAUAAGUUGGUCUCCUUAAAAAUUGAUGCUCGAUCGUUCGCUCGAAAGUUACAUAUUUCCAUAUAAAGUACACACGAUGGAAAUCAUUGAAAAGAAAUUUGGUCGGUGUGAUGUAAAUGAGGAGACCAAGAACCGCGAUACUCCGGGAGUCAGACUUGUUGACUAUUUGGGACGAAUGUAGCAAAUAAUAUUGCGGCAAUAUUUAUUAUUCUAGUUGUAUAGUAUCGUCGUUGACGAGAUCGCAGGCGAAGAAGGCGGUUGGGGAUAGAAACGGGUCGAAAGAGCAUUAGCUGUGGCAAGGAUAGAAAGAAAGAGAGGAAUGCAGAAAGAAAGAUGAAGAGACCAUUACCAUUAUUAGUAUAAGGCGAAACUUGUGUUUUCCAAGAGAGCGUUCUAACGGCUAAUAUAAGUUCAAAAAUUUAUUGCUAGUCCGCGAAUGAGAAACGAAUGCGAGAUGAGAAUGAGGUGUGUCGUCGGAGCGACAGGAUGAAUGAAAAAUACGAGUGAAAAUGAGAAAGAAAGAGAGAAAAGCGAGAAAAGCGAGACAAAAUAAGAGAAAGAGCGAGGCGUGCCUGAAAGAAUAAUGAAUAGAAAAGAGUAUGAGAGAGAGAGAAAGAGAGAAAGAAUCCAUAGAAAAGAACACUUUAAUGAAGAAAAAAGAAAAAAACAAAAAUGUCAUCUUUUGCCUAACUUUAGUCUUUCCCAAAAAAAAAAGAAAAAAAAAGAAGUCUAAUCUAACAUAUUAUAAUCGUAUAUCUAAGCUUACUACAAUACUUACAUACGUCUUACCUCGAGUAAACCCUUUGAUUAUUAAUUUACACGCAAUUUGUAUAAAUUAUCUAGGAUUUAAGCGUGCGUCGUCUCCCAACAAUGUGGAACGAAGGAUCGAGAAUGAAUACAAUUAAUUAAGCUGCAGGAUUAUUUAUAUCAAAAAGAAAUAGGAUGAGGAUUUAUUUUUCAAAAUCGCAAAAAAAUUUUAAUCUUGUUCCCAAUCAAUUGAUAUUUAUUUUUCCAACUAUGUUUUAUUUUCAAGGAAGAGGAUCAGAAAAUCAAAUUUUUGUUCAGAAUCAAGACACGUAUUGGGAUAAAUUAAAGAGAACGGAAGGAAAAGCAGAGAUUAGACGAUUUAGUUUCGAAGGAACGAGUUCUCCUCUCGAUCGACUUUACAAUUUGUCCAAUUUCUUGCGGGACUUCGGAGAUAGACGGGAGACGACGCGCGAGGUAAGAUUUCGUUUUCGUGUACAUAUCUUCGGUGUUUCGAGACAAACCGUUUCUCCGUACGUACGUGCACAAGUCCAUUGUGCUUCUCUGUCCGCUAGUGUGUUCCGCGCGAUGAAUCGAGGAUAGCCUUCGAUAAUUACAGUUUCGAUAAUUACUCCCGAGUAAUUACAGUUCGGGAGGAUGCGCGACUAUGUGUCUCCGAUACGAGUGAAUGCAUGCGUGAUUAUAUAUUCACACCACGAGUGGAGCUCCAAUUUUCUCAGGUCAAGAUAUAAUUUAAGACUACCAAGAAUACGUACUGUAAACCGUAAUGAUCAUUAUUUUAAAAUCUUUCUGAACUAUUUUUUCCUUUUAAUACCCAUUUCGCCUACAUCACCCGCGUUAUUAAUUCCGAAAGAUCGAUCAUCGCAAAGUAAUCCGCGAAAUAUUCCGAAGUACCAAGGAGGCGCGACACGCGACUGCGAUAAAACGCGGAAAACCAUAACGCAGAAUGCUUAUCGAUUGUACAUUGCAGAACAAUCAAGUAUAAAGUCGCCGGUUUAUUGCGAGACGUGCGAUUUGAGUCAUG
Atta colombica is the source of this 4913-nucleotide messenger RNA. Its product is annotated as cationic amino acid transporter 2. The record is from RefSeq and is a predicted model, not a curated record. The transcript is spliced from 14 exons. Gene Ontology annotation, biological process: transmembrane transport; amino acid transport. Bases 91 to 2565 code for a protein of 824 amino acids. NCBI's taxonomy places the organism in Eukaryota, Metazoa, Arthropoda, Insecta, Hymenoptera, Formicidae. Gene Ontology annotation, molecular function: amino acid transmembrane transporter activity. Gene Ontology annotation, cellular component: plasma membrane.